AUGGAAUUAGGUGCCCAAUAUUUCUCAUCCAAGAAAGAAGAAGAACCCACCAUUAAUCUUGUUUCUCUUGGAUCCACCAGCCAAAAUAUUACAACAUCUUCCUCUGAUCAAGCAACAAGCUCAUCAGUUUCUCCUAAAGAAGUAGUGCAUCGCCAUGGAAAUGCUAAAGAGGCUGAAGAUCAUCAAGUGUUGGUGCAUAGAGAUUGUGGACGUGAAAGAUUAAAGAGGCAUAGAGAAGAGGUAGCUGGUAGGGUUAUGGUACCAGAUACUUGGGAUCAAGAGAAUUUGCUUAAGGAUUGGACAGAUUGCUCCACCUUUGAUGAGUUGUUAGCCCCUAAAGGAGUCUCAUCAGCUCGAGCAGCACUUGUUGCCGAGGGUCGUAGAGAAAGUUCUUCGAGGUUGAGGAUAGCAAUGUGGACCCGUGGACCUUCUACAAGAGUCCUUGUUAUCAGCAGCAACUCCAUUCAAGACGUAUCAGACCGAAUUGGUUAUUUAAGUUCCAUGUAG
This is a messenger RNA of Dovyalis caffra, 507 nucleotides long. The record is from the annotation of a GenBank genome assembly. Lineage: Eukaryota; Viridiplantae; Streptophyta; Magnoliopsida; Malpighiales; Salicaceae.